This is a messenger RNA of Culex quinquefasciatus (southern house mosquito), 771 nucleotides long. Its product is annotated as collectin-12-like. The transcript has a single exon. The record is from RefSeq and is a predicted model, not a curated record. Gene Ontology annotation, cellular component: external side of plasma membrane. Gene Ontology annotation, biological process: biological process involved in interspecies interaction between organisms. Lineage: Eukaryota; Metazoa; Arthropoda; Insecta; Diptera; Culicidae. The coding region runs from base 1 to 771 and encodes 256 amino acids. Gene Ontology annotation, molecular function: carbohydrate binding.
AUGUUCGCCCAGAACACAGUAGCGGUGCUGAAUCUCACUAGUCUCAUUCUGUUCGUAGUCGUACUGCUCAGUACGGUGACGUCGCUCAGCGAGUCGGUCAGUUCGACUUCCGGCGGUGGCACGUGCUGUUCCUCGUUCAACGAUGAUUUCAACGGGUUCGGGGAGGGAAUCAGCGAAGUGCACCAUGGUGGAUUCAACCGGGUCGUGGGAGAGAUUCACGACGCCAGCAGUGGAUUCUCCGGGCCGGGAUCUUCCGACGAUAACCACCAUCCGCCGGAUGACGAGCAUCAUCCUGGUGGAGGAGGAGGUGGAGGUGGAGCAGGUGCCAAUAGUUGGACUCCGAUGGGUGAACGGCGGCCACCGGCAGCGAUCUCCCCAAGGUUGAAGGAGCGGUUCGUCAUCUUCAACAACAAGAACGUGACGUUCUUCCAGGCUUGGCGCCUUUGUCAAACGGUCGGACUUCGGUUGGCAUCGAUAACUUCCGCCGAGGACAACAACGAGUUGCAGGUCGUUAUUCAGAAGACUCGAAGUAACGGAUUGGGUCCGUGGUGGAUUGCCGGAACGGAUUUGGGCGAGUGGCGCAAGUGGAUCUGGAUUACUACGAAUACUCCGGUCGGUUAUCGGACGGGUUACAUUAACUUUUGGCCCGGGGAGCCGAACAACGGAGCUGGGAAUGAGCGCUGCAUCAACCUGGGAGCUCACGGGGGAACUGCGUGGGAUGAUUUCAACUGUGACUGGGAGUUUAGGUAUAUUUGUGAAAAUUACGUUUGA